Molecule: messenger RNA, 2601 nt
Organism: Columba livia (rock pigeon)
Lineage: Eukaryota; Metazoa; Chordata; Aves; Columbiformes; Columbidae
Gene: ESS2
Product: ess-2 splicing factor homolog
Exons: 10
Coding region: 16-1725 (569 amino acids)
Cellular component (GO): catalytic step 2 spliceosome
Source: RefSeq, a predicted model, not a curated record
CCCCGCGGCUGCCCCAUGCCGCGCCCGGCCCGCGGCCGCACCCGAACCCCGCGGUGGCGCCGCUGUCACGGAGCGGGACCGCGCGAGUCCUCCCGGCCGGCAGGGGGCGCGCUGGCCGCCGCGCGCACGGUUCCGUGCGUCUUUCCCGGGGGGUGGGGCGGCGGGUGCGUGACGUUUCGGCUGCCCGUGGCGCGCCGGCGUGACGUCACGGCACGUCGGGUUCGCGACGGCGGCUGGAGAGGGUCAGGGCGCUCGGCCGCCGCCCGGGCUCCCGGCGCUAUGGAGGCGGCGGCGGCUCCGGCCGCGUCCUCCGGUGCCCUGGUCCCCGCUGCCGCCGCGGGCACCGCCGUGACCACGGGGAAGGAGGUGACUCCGCCGGCCCCGAGGCGCACGAAGAAGAUCCUGGAUGAAGAGGCCUACAUCGAGGGCUUAGAGAAAAUCAUACAGCGGGACUUCUUUCCUGACGUGGAGAAGCUGCGGGCACAGAAGGAGUAUCUGGAGGCUGAAGAAAACGGUGACUUGGAGAAAAUGAGACAAAUUGCUAUCAAGUUUGGCUCAUCCUUGGGCAAAUCAUCGAGGGACACACCUGCACCCUAUGUCACUCCAGCCACGUUUGAAACGCCAGAAGUGCAUCCGGCUGGUCUUCCACCGGGGAAUAAAUCCAAAGCUGGCAUCAAAGCUGCAGAGGAAGGAGAUGCAGAAAGAGAUGAUAAAGAUGCGCUCCCCAAUCUGGACAGCUUCUUGGCAAAACACACGAGUGAAGAUAACGCUUCGUUUGAGCAGAUCAUGGAAGUGGCCAAAGAGAAGGAGAAGGUCAAGCACGCCUGGCUGUACAGUGCAGAGGAGGAGUACGCGCAGCGACGCAGUGAGAACUUGGCACUUCCUUCAGCAGAGCAGCAGGCUCUGGAGAAUGUGAAAGCUGGACUGGAGACCUGGGAGUACACGGCUCGAAACACCCUCAUGUAUUAUCCGACAGGUGUACCUGACAAGGAUGAUGUAUUUAAGAAGCCCAGGGAAGUUGUCCAUCGAAACACCCGUUUUGUGAAGGACCCUUUCUGCCAAGCUGUGAGCAAGUCACAGCUCCAACAAGCUGCAGCCCUCAAUGCUCAGUACAAACAAGGCAAAGUAGGACCAGAUGGGAAAGAACUGAUACCUCAAGAGUCUCCAAAAGUGAAUGGAUAUGGAUUUGUGGCUACUCCCUCUCCUGCCCCUGGUGUGAACGAGUCUCCUUUUAUGACAUGGGGUGAAAUUGAAAGUACCCCUUUGCGUAUAGAAGGGUCAGAAACACCAUAUGUGGAGAGAACACCUGGACCAGCCUUCAAGAUCCUGGAGCCUGGGCGCCGUGAGAGGUUAGGACUCAAGAUGGCCAAUGAAGUGGCAGCUAAAAACCGAGCAAAGAAGCAGGAGGCUCUUCGAAAAGUGACAGAAAACUUGGCCAGCCUCACUCCAAAAGGACUAAGCCCAGCAAUGUCACCAGCUUUGCAAAGACUAGUAAACAGGACUGCAAGUAAAUACACCGACAAAGCCCUGCGAGCCAGCUAUACUCCUUCCCCAGCCCACACAGGAACUCCUGGUUACAAGACCCCAGCAAGUGGGCCUCACACACCCACAGGCACCCCACAAUCUAGGACAGUGUCUCAGACACCGGUCUCUCAGGAUACUACAUCGAUCACAGACAAUUUACUGCAGCUUCCUAAAAGAAGGAAGGCAUCUGAUUUCUUCUGAAUGCUCCAGUCACCAGCAAGGCGAUAGUGAACUGGCUGCGCUCAGCUGUCUGCGGGCAGGAUGUUGUGAGACGUCGGUAGCAAGGGGUGUCUAGAUACAGCUGCCAGAAUGGAAACCAGAGGUUACAAGAUCUGGGACCAGCGCUACUCCAGAUUGUGAAGCCAAAGAGCCUGUGGUGUGCUUUUUGGAAGCAGAGUAUCUUCUGCUGUGGUGUUACUUCCCUUUGAACUGCACGGGGGGGGAUGCACAGGACUGUUGUAGCAACAGGUUCUUCCUGCAAUGGCAGAGAAGAUUCUGGACUCUUGGAAAACAGCGAUAAUUUUUUUUUUAAGAUAUAUUUCUCUUUUUAAGAUGGCUAUGCAUUUAAAUACAUUUCUGCACAGAUAUGUCUAUUUAUAAAAUGUGGUAAGCCUUCCUAAAAGGUUGAACUGGACUUGAUUCCAGCUUGUCAAGCUUAUUUGGUUUUGUACUUUGCAGAAGAGGGGGUAUAAACAUCUAUGUAUUGAGACAUGACCCAGAAUUUUAGAGGGCUUCUCUUUAAUUUCAGUGUUUAAACUGAUCCUCUUGAAUGUACAGUCGGCCUGUCAGGAGAGUUGGUAUGUUAUGAAAACAGUAUGCAUACAGUUUCAGACAUCAGUUCACACUUUCUAAUAACCUGCCUUUUUACUUUCUGAAUCCAAAAUGUGGUUGAUACACGUGUGAAUUCUGCAGCUGGUGUAGUCAGGGACUUGAGAACCGUGAGCAUAAGAGCUGUUAAGUGUCAGCAGCAUUGAAAGAAACUUUCCAGUGUGUUUUGACAGUAACUUCUCAUUCCCUCAAACCAUAUCAGAGACAGGUCUUUUGAGAAUAAUAGUGUUAAGCUGUUUAUUCACCUCA